AUGGUCCUCUUUAGAGUGUCCUUAGGUGGUUACGAGGAUGUUUUUUUCCAAGGUUUCUAUGGAGUUCCCGGAUCGAAUUGUACCGAUGGUUAUGCAAAUCAUGAUGGAUUGUGUGCACUGAUUGGUUCGUUCACUACGGAAAAACCACUCACUCAACCUCCGGCAAAACCAACUUCUGAUGCAAAAGAUAAGGAUUCGGUUGAAGUGGCUGCUGUGACCACUGGAUCUUCUUCUACUUUUAUCCUCGUCGCCGUUUUGCUUUUUUUCGUUUCUUUCUCAUAUUCGUAUUGA
Molecule: messenger RNA, 291 nt
Organism: Caenorhabditis remanei
Lineage: Eukaryota; Metazoa; Nematoda; Chromadorea; Rhabditida; Rhabditidae
Exons: 2
Coding region: 1-291 (96 amino acids)
Source: RefSeq, a predicted model, not a curated record